AUGGCCAACAAACCACAACACCAUUCUCCGCCCUCUCCAAAGCCACUCUGGGGCUCCUCCUCACGCCUGCCGGGCCUCUUCCGCCCUCGACUCCUAAUCAUCGUCGGCUGCACCUUCACCCUGCUCGUAUCGGCGUGCUUGCUGGUGCUCGAGUUCGAGAACCAAAACUACGCCCUGCGCCUGCAGCUUUUCCGGCCGAACCACUACUUUGAGAAACAGUGCUAUACGCCGCUGGAGUCGGCGACGGAGCGCCUGCAGCAUGGUUCUCCUCCUCCUGUCCCUCCUCCUCCUGGUGGGUCUGGGGGCGAGGUGAAGAAUGGGGAUGAGGAAGAAUGGAGGUUUGUCGCUAGUCGCGAUGCGAAUAAUUAUGCCCUGAACUCGGAGCAGUGUCUGGCGGCAUUUCCAAAGCUGUUUACAGAGAUUGAUAAGAGCGUGACGCAACGCAGAGAGGCGAAUAAUCCCAUUACGUUCGGCGAGAUUAACUCGAGGAAGAAGCUGGGGCAAGGUAUGGCGAGAGCCAUGAUAUACCAGGGGGAGCUAUAUAUUGUGGAGUAUGGAGACAUGAUGUACACUGCCACACGUGCGAAAUCUACGCUACACUCGCUGCACCGCGCGUUGGUCGCGAACGCGGACCGUGAACCACUGCCCUCCAUUGAAUUCCAUUUUUCCGCAGACGACUUUGUGUGGGACGACCUCAAGCUGGCCGGUGGUCCCGUAUGGGCGUACUCCAAACGUGACACCUCUGAUAUCGACCUGGGAGACGUCGACGACAGCAACAUAUGGCUGAUGCCCGAUUUCGGGUACUGGGCCUGGCCCGAAGUUGAGAUUGCGCCAUACCGCGAAACACGCCGACGCAUCGCAGCCGUUGACUCUGAAUACGAUGACUUCCAGGCCAAAAAGAAACAGCUGCUGUGGAGGGGUAGCCUGAACACGGCAUCUGAGUUGCGCAGUGGCCUGGUCGAAGCUACCAAAAACAAGUACUGGGCGUCAGUGCGCGUGGUGGAUUGGGGCGAUAGUAAGAGCGUGGCGGACAACGUCCUGCCCAUCGAGGACCACUGUCGUUACAUGUUUCUUGCACACACUGAAGGCCGGUCAUUCUCUGGACGGGGCAAGUACCUGCUCAACUGCCACUCCGUCUUCAUCACGCAUCCGCUCAUAUGGCGGGAAGCCCACCAUGCGGCUCUCAUAUCGUCCGGCCCAGACGCGAAUUACGUCCAAGUCGCGCGCGACUUUUCGAAUCUGGAGGCCAAAGUGGAAUAUCUCCUAGACAACCCGCAGGUCGCGGAGCGCAUUGCCAAUAACUCCGUCGAGACUUUUCGCGACAGAUAUCUGACGCCGGCUGCGGAGGCUUGUUAUUGGCGUUACCUGAUCCGAAAGUACGCUGAAGUAUCUGAUUUUGAGCCCAAGCUUUACGACGAAAGGACGAAGAAGAUGAGAGGCCAGCCUUACGAGCAGUGGGUUCUCUCACUGUAG
Talaromyces atroroseus is the source of this 1473-nucleotide messenger RNA. RefSeq lists its product as hypothetical. Bases 1 to 1473 code for a protein of 490 amino acids. The record is from RefSeq and is a predicted model, not a curated record. NCBI's taxonomy places the organism in Eukaryota, Fungi, Ascomycota, Eurotiomycetes, Eurotiales, Trichocomaceae. The transcript is spliced from 2 exons.